Misgurnus anguillicaudatus (oriental weatherfish) is the source of this 3074-nucleotide messenger RNA. Its product is annotated as calpain-2 catalytic subunit. Lineage: Eukaryota; Metazoa; Chordata; Actinopteri; Cypriniformes; Cobitidae. Gene Ontology annotation, molecular function: calcium-dependent cysteine-type endopeptidase activity; calcium ion binding. Gene Ontology annotation, cellular component: cytoplasm. The record is from RefSeq and is a predicted model, not a curated record. Gene Ontology annotation, biological process: proteolysis.
UGCUGACCAACUUGGAAAUGCAGAUUUCAUUUUCCAACAGGACUUGGCACCUUCACACAGUGCCAAAGCUACCAGUACCUGGUUUAAGGACCAUGGUAUCCCUGUUCUUAAUUGGCCAACAAACUCGCCUGACCUUAACCUCAUAGAAAAUCUAUGGGGUAUUGUGAAGUGGAAGAUGCGAUAUGCCAGACCCAACAAUGCAGAAGAGCUUAAGGCCACUAUCAAAGCAACCUGGGCUCUCAUAACACCUGAGCAGUGCCACAGACUGAUCGACUCCAUGCCACACCGCAUCACUGCAGUAAUUCAGGGAAAAGAAGCCCCGACUAAUUACUGACUGCUGUACAUGCUCAUAUUUUUCAUGUUCAUACCUGUCAGUUGGCCGAGAUUUCUAAAAAUAUGCCAAAUUCUAAAAGUAAUAUGCAAAUUUUCUGUUACAAAUGUUUUAUCUGAUAUAAAUGUGUCUUUGCACUUAAUACAAUUAUGUAUUCACAGAUAAGCGUGACUCCGCCCCCUCACCAUUUCUAUGGCAGACCUCACAGUUAAAAACCAGCUAUCUGUGCCCAUAACCACUCACACACUAUACAGGACUGAAGAACACACUGCGCUUGAAUUGAUUCAAACACAUAAAUAGGCAGAAUGAGCAGCACUGCAAAGUUUCUUGCUAAAAGACAGAAUAGAGAAGGAGGUGUUGGGACAAACAAGAAGGCGAUACCAUUCAAGAAGCAGGACUAUCAGAGUCUGAAACGUCAAUGUUUGGAGAGAAAAACAUUGUUUUAUGAUCUGAACUUCCCUGCGGUUUCUGAAUCUCUGGGCUACAAUGACCUGGGACCGAAUUCCACCAAGGUCCAAGGAGUGGAGUGGAAAAGACCAAAGGAGCUGUGUGCAAACCCUCAGUUUAUUGUGGAUGGUGCCAAGCGGACUGACAUCUGCCAAGGGGAAUUAGGUGACUGUUGGCUUCUGGCAGCCAUUGCCUCUUUGACUCUAAACCACAAUGUUUUGUGGCGUGUAGUCCCGCCUGAUCAGAGCUUUUCAGAUGGUUACGCCGGCAUCUUUCACUUUCAGUUUUGGCAGUAUGGUGAAUGGGUGGAUGUUGUCAUUGAUGAUCGUCUGCCUAGCAGAAAUGGAAAGCUGCUGUUUGUUUGUUCAGCAGAGCGUUCAGAGUUCUGGAGCGCCCUGCUGGAAAAGGCCUAUGCAAAGCUCCAUGGCUCGUAUGAAGCUCUGAUUUUCGGCAAAGUCACUGAGGGUUUUAAGGACUUUACGGGAGGUAUUGCUGAGGACUAUGAGCUGAGUAAAGCCCCUCCAGAUCUGUUUAAGAUCAUUAAGAAAGCACUUAGGUUGGGCUCCCUGCUUGGGUGCUCCAUUGAUGCUACCAGUGCCCACGAAAAAGUGACCAAAGUAAAGCUGGUAGAAGGACAUGCGUACUCUGUCACUGGUGCAGAGGAGGUUCACUACCACAGGCGUCCUGUGCAGCUGGUGCGUCUUAGGAACCCGUGGGGUGAUACGGAGUGGACGGGCGCAUGGAGUGAUAACUCCAGUGAGUGGAAUUAUGUCCUACUGGAGGAGAAAGCUCGACUGAAUUAUUCAGCUGAUGAUGGAGAAUUCUGGAUGGCAUAUUCAGACUUUGUGCUGCAUUUCUCAAGGCUGGAGAUUUGUAAUCUGACUCCAGACACUUUGACCAGUGAAGAGGUGAGUCGCUGGAACUACUGCCAGUUUGACGGGACCUGGAAAGUGGGAUCCACCGCAGGAGGAUGCGGUUCCAAUAAAGCUACAUUCUCUUCAAACCCUCAGUUUGUGAUCAAGCUUAAAGAUGUUGAUGAUGACCCUUAUGAUGGAGAAGAUGGUUGCACUUUGCUGGUGGGACUGAUGCAGAAAUAUAAGCGUAAAGAUAAACGCAUUGGCCGAUCCCUGAAUGCCAUUGGCUUUGUUAUCUAUGAGGUUCCAGAUGAGUACAAGGGUCGCAAUAAUGUUCAUCUCGGCUCAGAUGUGCUGCUGUAUAAACGACCAGUUGUGGGGAUCAAUGUUUUCACCAAGCAGCGAGAGAUAAGCAAGCGCUUUAAGUUGCCUCCUGGAGAAUAUGUCAUCAUCCCCUCCACUUAUGAGCCCAAUCGUGAGGGAAGUUUUAUACUGCGUGUGUUUACAGAGAAAAAGGCGGCUGCCAGCCCAAUGGAUGUUAAUAUCACUGCAAAUAUUCAAAAGGAUCGCAUCUCUGACAUUAAUGUGGACACAAGUUAUAAACAGCUUUUUAUGCAGUUUGCUGGAAAUGACUCAGAGCUGUCUGUGGUGGAGCUACAGCAGAUGCUGAAGAACUUUGUCGCUAAAAGAACUGAUAUCAAGUCUGAUGGUUUCAGUAGGGAAACAUGUCAUCACAUUAUCAGACUGCUAGACAAAGAUGGCAAUGGCAAACUUGGUCUGGUGGAGUUUCACACCCUGUGGAUAAAGAUCCAGAGAUAUUUGGAAAUUUUUAAGAAAAGUGACGCAGACAAAUCAGGCACCAUGAGUUCAUAUGAGAUGAGAGAUGCACUAAAAUAUGCAGGUUUUCAAGUGAACGGUGAAGUACUUCAGGUGAUAAUCUCACGUUAUGCCAAUAAGCAGCAAGCCAUUUACUUUGAUAACUUUGUUGGCUGCCUGAUCAACUUGGAGAUUCUCUUUAAAACGUUUCAAUUGUUCAAAAACAACACCGGGAAAAUGGAGCUGGAUAUCCUGCAGUGGCUUUGCUUGGCCCUCUAAAAAUCCACAAAUUUCCUGCAAAAACAAAAGACUCAGAAUUCCUGGGAGAAGGAUGUUUUGGCUGAUGGAGUAAAAUCAGUCCGAGUGUGUGUUAUCUUAACCUUGAAUUGUUUACGAUAUGCAAUUUGUUAAUCUAAAAAUCUGAGUUUUGAGUAUUCAUUUAGCAUUUUUUAUUACAACAUUUCUUUAAUUAAAAAUGUAAUUUUCUAACCAAUAAUUAUAUUUACUAACAUUGGUAACAUUUUGCAACAAGGUUGUAUGAACUAACAAUGAAUUAUACGUCUACAGCACUUAUUAAUCUUAGUUCAUGUUAAUUUCAGCAUUCACUAAUACAUUUUUAACAUUAA